UUUGAAUUUAGCGAUGGGAAAGAAGACGAUUGGUAACCGAAAUGCUGCAAAACGUAGAGGUUUGCGUUCAUCGCUUGGUCUUGGUGAUGGUGCAAAAGUUCCGGAGGUUACUGGAACUUCUCACACUGAUGAGUACAUUGGACAGCAGGAUAGAAGAAGUGAUCCUGGUGUUAGUGAAGGAACUAAAGUUGUUCAAAUGGUAGUAAUAAAAGAAGUACCAAAAGUCAUGAAGAGGGUAAGAGAUUCAAGUCUGAAUCAAACCUUACUAUCUCUAAAGAAGAAGAAAAUAUCCGGUGUCGCUCAAGAAAAUACAGUAAACCCAUUCAGAACUAAUUGUUGUGGUAAAAGGCUUUGUGAGUUGAAUGAAGCUUUUACUUCUGAGCAGAAAAAGCUGUUACUGAAAUAGGUUUUGGUUCUUUGUUGCAUUUGAAGAUUACGAGGACUAACAAUGCUUUGAGUGCAUGGUUGGUGGAUAGGUUCGAUGGUGGUUCGGGGAUGUUUAAGGUGGGUUAUGGGAAAUAGUUCGAAGUGAACCAAUAUGAUGUUUAUGAUGUCUUUCAGUUCCCUAUGGUCGAAGGACAGGAUGUGCUGGAUGUCUCUAGGGGACCUAAUGCAGAUAAUCCGCAUUUUGAUUUAAAAGCAAGUUGGAGGGAGUAUUUUAAAGUUGAUCGGGAGAAAGGUCAGAUUGGUUUGAGUGCUGUAUAUUCUGAGCUAAAGAAGUUAGUGGAUGGUGGGGAGGUGUUUAAAAAGCUUUAUGUUUUAUUUGCCUUUUCCUCUUUUUUAGCUCCAGUUGUAAAUAACACGCUUGAUUUGCGACUUGUUCUAGCUGUACAUGAGGUUCAGAAAAUUCCUCAUUACAAUUGGUGUAAAUAUAUUUUGGGUAGAUUGAUGUAUGCAAAUGUUCUAUUCAAGAACUCGAUGUGGUCUAAAGCUGGUCGGGCGCAUUAUAGUGGUUGUAUAAUAUUGUUGCAGUUGAUUUACUUCCAUCACCUACAAAUUGGUGAUGGGGUGCCUCCAACUCAACUCCCUCUGUUGGCUCUUUGGGAUAAUGAGUCAAUUUCAAAGAGAGUUCGUCGUGAAGUACUCUGUGAUAAGUUUGGGAGUAGUUUGCUCGAUGAAACUUAUCCAAUCAGUGCCAAGUUUUACUUCACUGAAGAUGGACAAAUUGAUUUCAACCGGAUGAAGCCGGUUCAAAAGAAAAUUGAAGUUCAGUAUGUACCACGUCCUGUAUUGAGUGAUGAUACAAGAAGUGGUGGAAGUAGUGGUGGUGAUGCAACAAACAAGGCUGCGCCCAAGAGGAAGGUGAAGGGCAAGCUUUAUAUUCAGUUUGAGCUUCCGCUAGGAAGUCAGACUGAUGAA
This is a messenger RNA of Beta vulgaris subsp. vulgaris (sugar beet), 1359 nucleotides long. RefSeq lists its product as uncharacterized. Bases 14 to 406 code for a protein of 130 amino acids. The transcript has 2 exons. The record is from RefSeq and is a predicted model, not a curated record. Lineage: Eukaryota; Viridiplantae; Streptophyta; Magnoliopsida; Caryophyllales; Amaranthaceae.